Molecule: messenger RNA, 1489 nt
Organism: Lampris incognitus (smalleye Pacific opah)
Lineage: Eukaryota; Metazoa; Chordata; Actinopteri; Lampriformes; Lampridae
Gene: noazfp
Product: zinc finger protein 330
Exons: 10
Coding region: 244-1197 (317 amino acids)
Cellular component (GO): nucleus
Molecular function (GO): zinc ion binding
Source: RefSeq, a predicted model, not a curated record
ACUGUUCCAACUGUGUCUUUUUGACCAAAAAAAUAUUUAAAAGACGUGUACAACAUAUUAGCAACCAUCUCGCGUUGUUUCUGUGGUGAUGGGAAGGGUUGCUAUCUUGUUUCUUUUGUUGAGACGGUUGUCUGUCAAUUUUGUCCGACUCAGCUAACCCUAGUUAUCGGCAUGACUAAUUCCUCCUAGUACAACUGUCAACGGCCAAGUAACAGUACCUUAGAAGAGACAGUUACAUUCGUAAUGCCCAAAAAGAAAACUGGUGCCCGGAAAAAAGCCGAGAGUCGUAAAGAACGAGAGAAACAGAGUCGAGCCAACCGGGACAAUGUUGAUGUCGCCAAACAUCCCUGCAAUUCUGCAAUGGAGUGUGACAAAUGUCAGAGAAGGCAGAAGAACAGAGCUUUCUGCUACUUCUGUGCUUCAGUGCAGAAGCUGCCCAUGUGUGCCCAGUGUGGCAAAACCAAAUGCAUGAAGUCAUCAGACUGUGUCGUGAAGCACCCUGGGUUCCACAGCACUGGAAUGGGCAUGGUGGGGGCAGUGUGUGACUUCUGUGAAGCAUGGGUGUGCCAUGGCAGGAAAUGCUUGAGCACCCAUGCGUGCAUGUGUCCACUGACUGAUGCAGACUGCAUUGAAUGUGAACGCUCUGUCUGGGACCAUGGGGGGCGAAUAUUUCGCUGUUCCUUCUGUCAGAACUUCUUGUGUGAGGAUGAUCAGUUUGAACACCAAGCGAGCUGCCAGGUGCUUGAAGCAGAAACAUUCAAAUGUGUGUCCUGCAACAGACUGGGGCAACACUCCUGCCUGCGUUGCAAGACUUGUUAUUGUGAUGACCAUGCCAGAAGUAAGGUAUUCAAACAUGAGAAAGGCAAACCACCACCAUGUCCUAAGUGUGGUCAUGAAACCCAGGAAACCAAAGACCUCAGCAUGUCAACUCGCACCGUGAAAUUUGGCCGACAAAGUGGCACUGAUGAGGAAAGUUACGGCUAUGGAGCGUCGGGGUACGACUCGUACUGGAAAAAUGCAGCAUCUGAAUGCAGAGAGGAAGGGGAAGACUAUGGUGUUGAUGACUAUGAAGAUGAUGAGGAUGAGGAGGAUGAUGACGAGGAUGAUGAUGAUGAAGAGGGGGAGGAAGAAGAGGACGAAGGAGAGACAGCUGCUGAUUCCCUGGCUGGUCUUAAAAUGGAUGAGACCCGAGCUUGAGGUUUUAAGAGAGAGUAACUCUCUCGCAUCUCUUUGCCCAGAAAGGAAGAAUACAUCAUUACGCAAAAGACUGUAAAUGUUCUCAUUUACUUGUACUUAAGGUCAGGUCAGGAAUUGAUUUAAAUAAUUGAUUUUAAUAAUUAAAGAAAUUUAUUUUCAAUGAACCUGUUAUGAAUUUUGCCAUCUUGUGUAAUGAUGCAACUUAAAACAUGGGACAAAUCUGUAACAAUUAAAUCAUGGUUCCCCCAUCAUAUGAUCAUUAUUAUUCUAUUGAGGAAUUAAAAGCCUUGAU